This is a messenger RNA of Scylla paramamosain (green mud crab), 4303 nucleotides long. RefSeq names its product protein MTO1 homolog, mitochondrial-like. The transcript is spliced from 14 exons. NCBI's taxonomy places the organism in Eukaryota, Metazoa, Arthropoda, Malacostraca, Decapoda, Portunidae. The coding region runs from base 164 to 2170 and encodes 668 amino acids. Gene Ontology annotation, cellular component: mitochondrion; cytosol. The record is from RefSeq and is a predicted model, not a curated record. Gene Ontology annotation, molecular function: flavin adenine dinucleotide binding. Gene Ontology annotation, biological process: mitochondrial tRNA wobble uridine modification; tRNA methylation.
AGUAGUACAAGAUAAUUAUUCUUGCUUUCCACUUUUUGUCAUGCAUUGCUUCCAGUUACAUAAGGCAACCGUCCCGAGAAUCAAGACUGGCACGCCGCGUCUCGCUCCCCGCACUGCACUGUGUUGACAUUGCAUCGGCGAGCUUGUGUAAAGGUGGAGGAGGAUGCUGAGGGCGCGCCAGGCUGCCAGGGGGUGGCGGGGAAUGAGAUGGCACAGUGCCGCAUCAGUGCCUUCAUUUGACGUGGUGGUAGUGGGCGGUGGGCAUGCAGGUACCGAGGCGGCGGCGGCGGCGGCCAGGAUGGGGGCCAGGACACUGCUCAUCACCCACAAGAAGUCCACCAUUGGGGAGAUGUCUUGCAACCCUUCCUUCGGUGGCAUUGGCAAGGGGCAUCUGAUGAGGGAGGUGGAUGCUCUUGAUGGCUUGUGUGCGCGUGUGUGUGAUAUCUCCGGUGUACACUACAAGGUGCUGAACAAAAGGAAGGGGCCUGCAGUAUGGGGCCUUCGUGCCCAGAUUGACCGCAGCCUGUACAAGCACCACCUUCAGAGAGAGCUUUUCACCACCCCUAACCUCACCAUCACUGAGGGCACUGUGGAGGACCUCUGGGUGACUGAAAGUGGUGGUGGUGGUGGUGGUCAGAAGGAAGUGCCGGGUGGCCUGGUGGCAGAGUGCCGCGGUGUUGUGAUGGGAGACGGGCAGGCCAUUGGCAGCAGCAGUGUCGUUAUCACCACCGGCACCUUUCUGAGAGGUACCAUCAACAUCGGCCUGGAGACUCGACCCGCUGGCAGGAUGGGAGAUGAGCCAGCUGUGGGUUUAGCUAAGACACUGGAGAAGCUGCAGUUCAGACUAGGCCGCCUCAAGACUGGCACACCACCCCGGGUAGCUAAGAACACUAUAGACUACUCCCAGUGCAUCAUACAGGAGCCUGACCAUCCCCCUGUGCCGUUCUCCUUCCUGAACACAGAGGUGGCCAUCAGGCCAGAGGAGCAGCUGCCAUGCCACCUCACCUACACCAGCCUGGAGGUGGAGCAGCUGGUACGUGACACUCUCCACCAGAACAGACACGUCACAGAGGAAACCACAGGGCCCCGUUACUGCCCCUCCAUAGAGUCUAAGGUCCUCAGGUUCCCUGGGCGGCGUCACCAGGUCUGGCUGGAGCCAGAAGGGUGGGACGCUGGGGAGGGGGCGCGGGUAUAUCCUCAGGGAGUGUCCUGCACCAUGCCCGCCCCACAGCAGCAGGCCCUUCUCAGGCUGAUCCCUGGCCUGCAGCACUGUGAGAUGGUGUGUCCAGGCUAUGGGGUGGAAUAUGACCACAUAGACCCCCGCGAGCUGACCCCCCAGCUGGAGACGAGCCGUGUGUCGGGUCUCUUCCUGGCGGGGCAGGUCAACGGCACCACAGGCUAUGAGGAGGCGGCGGCGCAGGGGGUCGUCGCUGGGGUCAAUGCUGCUGCUAAGGCAUUUCACAGGGAGGGCCUCACUGUAGACCGCACUGAGGGCUACAUAGGUGUACUGAUUGAUGACCUGACCACCCUCGGCACCUCAGAGCCUUAUCGCAUGUUCACCUCUCGUGCUGAGUUCAGGUUCCUGCUGCGACCUGACAAUGCUGACCUCCGCCUCACUGAGAAAGGAUACCAGGUAGGCUGUGUGUCAGAGGAGCGCCACAGGGUCACAGAGCACACACGCCAGCAGUUGUCAGAGGCAGUGAACAUGUUGAGGGAGGAUGUGAGAAGCUUCAAGGCAUGGGCGAGACUUCUGGGCCGCCCUGUACCCAAGCCAGCCACUUUGAAGAGUGGCUUGCAGUUCUUGGGCAUCAAUUCCUGGAACAUCACACUGGAGGAAAUAGCUCGAGCAGACCCCAAGUACAAGCCCUUUUGCAGCGACCCAAGGCUGGCAGAGAGGGUGAAGAUCGAAGCUGUGUAUGAUGAGUUUAUAGCAGCACAGAGGGAGGAGGUGGAGGCUGUAAGGAGGGACCACGCUCUCAUCAUCCCUGCUGAUAUUGAUUACUAUGAUCGCUUGCUGAACUUGUCAAAUGAGGUGCGAGGGAAGCUGCAGCAAGCCCGGCCAGCCACAGUGGCCGCCGCCUCACGGCUGGAGGGCAUCACCCCGGCUGCCCUCUUACACCUUAUGCGUUUCGUCAAACGUAAGGACAACAAAUACUCGGAUCUCCUGUAGGAGGAAGACCUGUCACCCGUGAUCUGUGAAUCUCCUGUUGCUUCCCCUUAAGGGCUGCUUAUAUACAAAUCUACAGUACUUUUGUCACAAUUUCGUCCUUGUCCUUGUUUUGUAUCAUCAUCAUCAUCACCAUUAUUAUUUAUUAAUUUACUAUCUAUAGUUAGUAGUGUGGUGUAAAUAUGUACUGAUAAAUUAUUUGAGUUGUUACAUGUACAGUGUUAUAUUUUAUUCUUCAUUUUCGCAUUUUUUCGUCGCAAUUUGUGUGUAAUAAUUGAACUGUUCACGCCAGAUUUCCUGAAGCAUUAAAUCUCUGGAUGAAUAUGUUUGAUAAACGAUAAACGAUUUUUUUUUUAUAGUGUUUUCAUGACCUCAGCUUACGAAAGAGGGGCACUGACCAAGGAAAACACGCACACAGGCGCCUGCGAGCCAAAUGAAUGAUCUUGAAAUCUGUGACCUGCUAGAACGUGGCUCCUAUUAAACAAACAUGGGUGGUAAAGAAACAAAUUUUCUUUAGUCCUUGAGAUAUAUUACGCAAAUUACUUUCGCUUAUUGUAAAAUAAGUAUUCUUGUAAUCUCUUCAGUUUUAAGACUGCCGAUUUUUCGGAACGCUUGCAUCCUGUUUUUCAAGAGUGCCACAAGUGUCGGGUUCCCAUGGCUGUCUUUCCUAUUGAUGAUGAAGAAUCCAUAAAAAAAAAAAAAAAUAAAAAAUAAAUAAAUAAAAAUGUCUCGUGAAAACAUCCUCGAACAUCCUCAGUAAGGCACGCAAUUAUGUAUUCAAUUAGAUAAACGAUAAUGCCGUCACGGAGACAAGGUACGUAUGAAUAUAGCAUCCUUGUGAAUUGUGUGAUGUAUUCUGGAAACGAACGAAAAUGAGUAUUAUUCCUAAAACAUGACUAUACUAUAGUGAUGGCAAUAUCCUCUCCAAUUCUGAAAUCUGCUUUCUGUAUAACUUUUUAUAUAGAUAAUACAGAAAACAAUAUGACCAUAUACGACUCUAAUAUACAGAUAAUGCUAAGUUGUAGAUCAUUAUACAGAUAUGAGGGUUUUCCUACCAUAGAAUUAACUGUCUGGAGGUCUGUGGCAUUUUUUCCUUCCCUUCGCACGUCUCGCGGCAGCUGGAGCAGGAGAGACGGAGAGACAGAUCAACUUGCACUCCCUGCAGAAGACACGGUUAGAAGUGUAGGUCAGGAUCAGGACUCCCACUGACCUAUCAAAGAAGUAUAUCCGUGUAGACUCCGUGUUUACCUCUUGGCUUCCUUGACCUGCCUCUCAAGAUGGUUGGCGUGAGUAAAAUGCUCCGGCAAAGGAGAAAGAAUGCUAUAAAAGCCAGCCAAGAAGCCAAGAGGAGGAGAGAGGCGAGGCUGAGAGGUCUGGUGGUGACUCAAGACGCCAGGGCAGCCUCCUCGCCCCCCGCCACAGACACCACGGAGGAGGGAACCCUGUCUUCCCUGCCUGACAGUGAUCGCUCAGCCUCGCCAGACAAUACACCAGUCAGCAGUGCCGAGGAAAACACACCUGUUAACCGUGCCGGGGGAAAUACAACAGCUAGGGCCGCAGAGAGCCCUGUCAAGAGUGAGAGGGAGGUGGGCGAGGCAGUGGAGGACACAGAGUAUGUCAUCAUUGGGAAGAACUAUCUGACGCAAGUGGUGUCCAAGCUUGCCUGUGGUCAGUGCCUCAGGAAACUAAGUGUGACAUUCGUGCAGAAGGGUUUGGACUGCAAGCUUGACAUGCAAUGUGAGCAGUGCGGGGGUAUAGGGAAUACAGAAAUAAGUGAAACGCCAGUGACAAACAUGGUGGUGUACAGUGCCUUGCAGAAUGGUAUUGGAUAUAAAAGUUUGCACAAUUUCGUGGCAAACUUGGGCAUGACGCCGUUUGGGAAUAAUUUUGCCGGAGCCCCGAGGAAGGGGAGGAAGAGGAGGAAGGCUGCUGCCACGGACGACUACGCAGAAGAUGACUUUUAGACAAGUGCCCUGCUGCAGGACAAUCAUCAAAGCUUAAAUAUCAUAUAUUUUUAGUGUUUGUGUUCCUUAUUGGGGAUGUACCUUCAUUAUAUUGUUCAAUCAAAUCUUAUUACUUCUUUGUUGAAAGCAAAACUAUUUUUUAUAUGAAAUAUAAUAAAUGCAUUUACUUUUA